GACUUUUGUAUCCUGUCAGCCUCUCCUGAAUCUUCUUGCUAAGCGGGUGACAAUCGAGUGUAAGGAAAUUGAGGACAUAUAGAGUCCAGCGGUAAAAAUGGCACCAAUGAGCGCAGCAGAUGUAAAGAAGCACACAGUCGAGUCGCUUAAAGUUGCUCCACUAGGUGACGGUCAUCAUGGAAGAGACUUCUACAAAUAUUUCUUCACAUCCCACCCUGAAAAUCGAAAGUUCUACAAGGGCGCUGAACAAUACACCGGUGAGGAUGUACUGAAGAGCGAAAGAUUCGACAAACUUGGAGACGCCAUUUUACUAUUCGUCCAUGUCUUGGCCAACACAUAUGACAAUGAGCCAGUUUUCCUCGCCUUCACUCACAGAGUCAUGAUUGAACACUUUGAAAGAAAUAUUGAUCCAGCUCUGUGGGAAGUGUUCUUCUCUACGUUUUGGCAAGGAUACUUGGAGAGUAAAGGGGCCACGCUUAGUGCUGAUCAGAAAGCUGCAUGGAAUACAUUAGGUGUGCUGUUCAACAAGGAAAGCCAAGCAUACCUGAACAAAGUCGGACGUCCCCAUGUAUAAGCUUUGUCGCAGUAUGUGUUUAGUCUGUUCUGCUUAAUUUUGCUAAUAAAGAUCAGCAUGCAA
Cylicocyclus nassatus is the source of this 637-nucleotide messenger RNA. Lineage: Eukaryota; Metazoa; Nematoda; Chromadorea; Rhabditida; Strongylidae. The record is from the annotation of a GenBank genome assembly.